Messenger RNA from Bactrocera tryoni, 8282 nucleotides. RefSeq lists its product as uncharacterized. The transcript has 2 exons. Gene Ontology annotation, molecular function: protein binding. The record is from RefSeq and is a predicted model, not a curated record. NCBI's taxonomy places the organism in Eukaryota, Metazoa, Arthropoda, Insecta, Diptera, Tephritidae. Bases 419 to 3457 code for a protein of 1012 amino acids.
AUUAACCAUGCCGAGCGGUUGGGUGUAUUCGUGAAUGCGGCGUUAUUAAGUUUUAUUGCCAAUUGUAAUGAAAUCAUUUCACUAAAUAGACAGACCUCGCGACUUACCGCUUCUUGGGCACGCAAGCAAGUCAGUGAAAAAAAAUAAAUACAUAAAAUAAACAAUUAGGGAGAAAAAAACAUCUCCUUUGGCGGUUAGAAAUUAAAAUAAACACAUAUCCUGCAAACUCAAAUGUGCGCGGCGAACACAAUUGCAAGAAGGACUCAUGCCACGCGAGAGCAAGCAAGUGAAAUUCGCUACAUAUUAUCAUUUUCAUUCCAAAGAGAGACAAGUCAUGCAUUCAUGUGCAUAAAAAAUAUCUAAACUUACAUAUCUAACACAAGUAAUAGCUAAGGCAGCUACUAAAACAACAGAAAUCAUGCAAAAUCGACAGCGACAACAGCGUACCACCUGCCACUGCAGUCACCGGCAGCAGCGCACAACGCUUCAACAACACCACCACCAACAUCAAUACACACGACAGCCGCAAGGUCGGCUCAAAUUUCGCACAACAACACGCCUGCUGCCACCACUGUGGCCGUUACUCCUCUCCUCACUGCUUCUGACCGGCCAGCCACCGAGCUCGCUAGCCACACGCUUCAACCGCCAAAGUCAGGGCCACAUAUCGUAUGGCGCAGCAAGCGGCGCCAACAGCCUGCCCUCGCCACACUUUCCUCUCGAUGCCAACAGUGCGUACGUGAGCAGCGGUGCCGCAGCCGGCAAGCAUCACGCCAACAUGAACAAUGAUGUUUACUCGGUGGCCGACAGUCAGGCCAUGACCGAUGAUUAUAUGGCUCAAUUUGGCAAGCCACCUGCGUCACCACCACCACCGAUAAUACCACCAUAUCUGACGCACACGCAUUCGACGUCCGCCGACAACACGCUAAUCGUGCACCAUCAACCGCAUCUGAGCAGCUGUCAGACGGUGUGCGCGUGCAAGUGGAAGGGCGGCAAGCAGACGGUAGAGUGUAUCGAUCGGCAGCUCAUACAGAUACCCGAGAACAUCGAUCCGUCAACACAGGUGCUGGACAUGUCGGGCAAUAAGUUGCAGACGCUGUCGAAUGAGAAGUUCAUACGCGCCAAUUUGCUGAAUUUGCAGAAGCUGUAUUUGCGCAGCUGUAAAAUUGGUGAAAUCGAACCGGAAACGUUUAAAGGACUUACCAAUCUCGUCGAACUGGACUUGUCGCAUAAUCUGCUGGUUGUCGUGCCAUCGUUGGCGCUUAGCUAUAUCUCAUCGCUGCGUGAACUGACGUUGGCUUCCAAUCAUAUACACAAGAUCGAGUCGAACUCGUUCGCCAGCACGCCGUCAUUGCACAAGCUUGAUCUGUCGCACUGUGACAUUCAGUCCAUAGCACCGCUUGCUUUCGAUGGUUUGGAGGGCUUAACUUUACUGCGUCUAAACGGCAACAAGCUGGGUGUGUUGCAGCCGCGCACGAUCGAAACACUGAGCAAAUUGCAUGGCAUUGAACUCCAUGACAAUCCGUGGCUGUGUGACUGUCGCAUGAGAGAUGCAAAGCUCUGGCUGACCCAAAAGAACAUACCAUAUCCCGUGGCGCCGUUAUGUGCAGGUGGGCCCGAGCGUGUCGUCGAUCGAACCUUCUCCGAGCUGCAGGUGGAGGACUUUGCUUGCCGACCGGAAAUGUUGCCUAUCAGCCAUUAUGUGGAGGCGACGAUGGGCGAGAACGCUUCGGUAGUGUGUCGUGCUAAAGCCAUACCUCCGGCUGUUAUAAAUUGGUAUUGGAAUGGCAGACUAUUGUCAAACAACAGCGCGUUCAGUUCUUAUCAACGUGUACACAUCUAUGAGAACGGGCACUUUGAGAAACAUUCGCGGUUGGUGCUCACCAAUGCGCAGGAAACAGACUCCAGUGAAUUUUACUGCGUGGCGGAGAAUCGUGCGGGCACAGCCGAGGCCAACUUCACGUUGCAUGUAAGUAUGCGCGCCGCAGGCAUGGCAUCACUGGGAAGUGGUCAAAUUGUGGGCCUUAGCGCCGCUUUGGUAGUUUUAAUUGUAUGCAUUUUGCUGGCAGUAAUGUUUCUGCUGAUGCGUGUCAAGCGGCAGCCGUACACCGAGAGCAAAACACCCAACCACAUGGAAGUGGUAACUAGCGUCAACCAUCAAAACUCCAUAACGAACAAAACUCAACCCAUUACCGGAAAUGGCAGCAUAGGCGGCGUCGUCAUAGCCAACGGCGCCAUACCGAACUGUAUAGACACAUCAGGCACGCUGGAGCGGAAGGGCAGCGCAGCGAUGUCCGCGAAUGAGGGCGGCUUCACCAAUCCUGUGCAGAAACCGCCACGCCUCACGGACUUGCCAUACUCAGCCACUGGCUACGACAACAACGGCAGUGCGUUGUCAACGGCGCCUUGCUACCUUUCGCCCACAGCAUCGGCUGGCAACAACCCAGAUCUCAUUAAUGACACAAAACGUUUCGGUAGCGAUGAGUUUGCCGAUCUGAAAAUACCAGCGAUACUAACUGCAAAUUUGGGCACCGAACUGGGCAACUCCAGUGGCGAAUACAGUCGCGCUGGUGGUUGCGACUCACUCUAUCCCUCUGGGCUGUGGGAGAAUACGCCAGCGGGCACCUCUUCCGCGGACGAUCUCUUCAUGAAGCGCUACACCGACAAAACGCCUAUCAUUGAGUCGAACCAACUUUACGAUCUGCAUGAGCGAACCGUCGACUAUUUCAGCAAAACAUUUCCACGUACGCACUACAACAACUUGCAGCUGGCCGGAGGUUGUGCGUCUGCCAAUGGAAGUAAUGGUGGAGGGGUCGGCGGCAUGUUGCACAAUCCGUCCACGUCAUCGGCCGCGCUGCUGCACAACUCGAACGGUGGCAUGGGCGGCACCCACUCAACCGCUUCAACAACCACCACCAAUCUCUCAGGCUCAUCCAGCGCGUACGUGGGCGGUGGCUACCCCAAUGACUACGGCCUACCACUGGUGCCUGGCGCCGAACACCAACACAACCAUCACCUGCAAAUGCAUCCUCUACAACAACUGCAACAACACAUGACGGCGGCAGUGGCGAGCCAACACGGCCUCGGUGGCAGCGCCAGCGGCAGCGGCAACAGCAGCAACCACAGCAGUCCACACUUCAGCAGCAGAACACUGCCACGCCUGCACGAGCACAGCGGCAGUGGCAGCAGCAGCAGCGGCGCUGGACUCAGCAGCUCCCGAUCCUCACCCACACCGGCGUCGACCGCAGUGGCGGUGACGGUGACGCAAAACGGCACAGGCCAAGCACACACUUCAAUACUGCCGAACGGACAGCCGGUGAAUGCCAAGACAAUACGCGUGUGGCAAAAGGGUGGCGUGCCAGUGCUGCCACCGGUGACGGCGCUGAAGCGCGCGCUGACGAGCAGCAGCCGCAACUCACCGGACGAGGGCUACCAGGAGGGCUGCGGCACUGACGUGUAAAACGAGCCAGCGACUAGCAACAGCGACACGUUCCUUACAUUAUAGGCGCAAAGGUACUUGGUGGAGUGCGACGGCGACACAAACUUUUUGAUUUUCGAUAUAAGUUUUGUAUAUUUUUGUAAAUUUAGCAUUUAGUUUAUGCUUAAGUUGUUGACUUUAAGUGAGUUUUUGCACAGCUGUACGCAGAGCGCGUCAAAUCAAAUAGUUUGUAAUUCAAUUUUUUUUACUAAUUUACUUUCUAUAUGAAAGAGGAACCAUUUCGCACAUCCAUACUAAUACGAAUACUAAUACAAUUGACUGCAAAUGAGGAGAGAAUGACGACGAUUAGAUUUUUGUACUGAGCAGCUGCGCUCCGCACUCGGCCGUUUGUGAGGCUGACGGAGCGCGGACCUGCAUAACUACUACUACUGCAGUUCGCCAGUGGUAAUAAACGUGAAUGUGAUAGUGUUUGAGUAAUUCAUAACUAAAGAUAAUAAUUGAAAAUUGUGUAGAAGGAUGUAACUUUCAUUUAAUAUUAAUAUAUAUAUAUAUAUAUAAUAUAAUAUAUGCAUAAGUCACAUGAUAAAUGAAUUUCGAAUGCAUAACUACAAGUAUACUUUUAGGGUUAAUGUAAAUAAUUAAUAUCAGCUAAAAUCGUAAGAGCAGCACGUAGUUAAGUACUAAAUAAAAAGUAAAAAUCAGUGACAUUCUAAGCAGACGCAGUGUUUCAAAGUUGUGAGAAAAUAUAAAAAAUACGAAAAUGAAAAAAAAAAAUAUUUGUGGAAAUGAAAAUUCAAUAGAAAAUACUGUAGGAAAAAAAGUCGCCGCAAACUGACUGAAAGUGGUGCAUAAUAUAUUGAAAAAACUAAACAUUUGGCGCGCAGUUGGAAAUAUUCAUGCGGCAACUGAAAUUUGGGAGUCCAUUGAGCGCGCCUAAAAUGCGGCCAGUAAACUUUCGGCAAUGUUUGCGCUAAAUGUUCGUGUGGUGUUGCAAGCAACCAAAGUCCGCAGCGCACUGUAAGUUGGAAAACAAUUAAUUUUGCAAUCAAAGUACUUUUGUUGCUUCAAUGUUUGCAUUUUAUUUGCAUACUUUCCCAACAAAGUUUUACAGAUUUCUGCAUUUUUUAUAUUCUUUUUCUUUUACAUUACAUAAUGAGCACGGGGCCAGUCAUUUGAAUUGCAGACUACAGACCAAUGAUAAGUGAAUUUGUUUAGCGCUACUUUAGGUAACGGAAAUAAUUCAUGUUUACAAAGCGGUGGACAUAAUGUUAUUCAUAUUCGGAAAUUCAAGUUGAAAACAUCAAGUUUUUGUUUACGGCAUAAUUGAUAAUAUUUGGAAGCAUUUGUGGACAGUUUAAAGUUUUUGAAAUAUUCGAAAAAUUAAAGCUCCACGAAACGUUAUAUAAAACUAUAAAAUACAAAAAAAUUUUUGUUCUUGAAAUCUCUUAAAUUUCGUAGCGAUAAUGUUCAAGCACAUAUUUGCUCAAAUACUUAAGCAUUUAGUGGAAAUAUGGUCCCUGACAGCGUGAGAAGAUACAAAAUCUCAACUCUUUUGGAACCAAUUUUAAGCCUAAGGCAAACCUAACUUAAAUUUUAACGGGUUUAUAGCAGUUAUGUCACAUAUUGAGCGAGUGGUUCUUAAUUAAGGGCAGUUACGGCAUAAACAGACGCUUUGAAGACAAAAUUGACAAAUUCAUCAUUAAAAAUAUCAAUAAAGGCCAACAAUAUUUUUGUUAUACAAUUCUUUAUAACCCAAGGAAUAACCUUGCUUUUAUAUUAAAUAACAGUUAAAACUUCGCCAAAAAAAUUUCAUAAAAUAUUUACCUUAGUGUCACUAAUGACCUUUUAUUUCCUCGAAAAAAGACUUUAGUGGUACAAUUUCACUAAUUCGUCGCCUAAAAUGCGAAACAACGUAUCAUCAAAAAAAAUUUAAAAUCGUUGUCAGUUAUAAUAACCAACAUAUAACCAUUUGAUAACCAUAAUAUGAGUGUAUGGUAACCAAUAUAUAACCCUUUUAUAACCAAAACUCAAAUGUAGUUUCAAUAUGAAUGGUUUCUAUUAUAUCGUUUUUCCUUCGCCUGUAGACUUAUGAAAAAGAUUUUACGUUAUUUUGCAUGUUUGGUGACGAUUGGUACUUCAAACUGUCCCUUUUGAGACACUUAAAAAGAAAAUAACUCCGUGAAACAAUUUAUGUGAAACUUUCAUUGGCCUUCAUUAUAAAGAAAUAUGUUUCACGAAAAUUAUAAAAAUAUUACAACUGUUUUUUAGCUCGUAAUGCUCACUGGUUUUCUACCCUUUGUGUUACAGUAAACUUUUACAAAUUUUCUAAUCGAAUUAGCUUUCGAAUAAAAAUAUGAAUAGCUUUCAUGUUUUAUGUCAUGAAAGUUCUAAAAGCUUUCACUUAUCAUUGGCAAUCGGCGUUGUUGAACUUUUCUUUCACUUACAUUUCUAAUACUGCCGAAUUGGAUUCAUGUUACAACUAAGCAACUAAGCAUACUAAGCAUUAGUAGACAUGUGUAAGAUGUAAUUUACAGUUACACAAACCGAAUGACAGUUUCUACUUGUACCCGUUAUGAACAGUAGACGCAGUACUCGUAAGCUAGGCGGACUGUUGAAAAGCAAACAAACUAAAACUAAAAGUCUACUCUUUUUAUAUUUUUUAUACACGCUUUCGAGAGCAAGCACAGCGCUGUAAUUUAAUUAAAGCGAAGUUAGUUUAUUUCAUUUUUCAUUGAAUACAUAGUUUCAAAGUUGACGAACAAACAGGAAAGGAAUGAAAAGUGCGAGCAGCGCAGUUUAGGGACGAAUGCACAUACACACAGACAAAUUCAUGGAAAAAUCCACUUUAAACACAACUACAGACAUACAUUUCAGCAGGUGAAUGUACGAAAUUUACACUCGGAACUCUAAGCAAGCUAGGAUGAGAAGUUGAGCAAAGUAAGAACACAAAAGCGAAGAUAAAAUGUAUAAAAUAAAAUAUUUUUAUAGCAUACUUAGUACUUGAAAGCAGCUAGUGUAAUAAUAAUAGCACAGAACGGCAUAAGUGCGUACUGUGGCAAACACAUGUGAGGCAUUUGCAUGUGAAAAAAAGCAGCAGGAAUUUGAAAGCAGGAAACCUGAGUAUGCCGCAGCGCUGAGGAGUAAGGCAGAGUAAGCGUGGCUUGUGUCUUAAGCACAGCAAAUGUUAGUUUAGCUUUGUGUGGAUUGCGUUAAAAGCCAGAGUAAAAAGCGAGACUGACGCACACAAACACACACUUGCCGACAGACAAAGCAAUAGGCAGGUUAGCGUGUGUGUGCUCACGUGGAACAUAUGAAAUGGAAACCGCAAGAAUUUAUGGCUCAGUGCAAGAAAUCGAGCAGAGUUUAGGCAAUAACCGUAAAUAAAAAUACGACAAACCAACAACAGACCGCACAGACACAGACCAACAGCUACAUAGACAGACCUAAACGAAAUUUUGCAUACAAAAAUAUAAAUAAGUUAAAAUAUCAUGAAUCAAAUUCACUCACACAACGACACACAAAUGCCCGCAGUUCAAUAAAAAGGCAGAAACAAAGAAAAAUGCAAACAAAUAUGCCCGCAAAUCCAAACGGACUUAGCACUAACAUUUCAAGCCGAUGCUGCCGAACUUCCUCGAAAGCUAACGGUUAUUAUUGUAAAGUUGGCCGCAGAUGUAUGUGUCAUGCGUGUAAAUUGAAAGCGAAACCAUAAAACUGAAAUCAAUUCAUAGACUUAUGUGCUUGGGAGAAACCCGAAAAGCACCACAAAUGAAAUAAGUAAUUAUUGUGUCACGAUAAAUACCCCCCUCAGUGUAUAAACUCCGAGCAAAUGUGUGUAUAAAAGUAAAACUGGAAAAAAAAUAAGAAAUCACAUUCUUUGCGCUCAAAAAAUGGUUACAAAAGUAAAACAAUAAUUUAAAAAGUUACGUAAUCAAAUAAAAUCAAUACACCUGUAAGCAGUUGAUAGUCAAUAUGCUUUUGUAAAUACUCUUGAAUGUAAAGUAAUUGCUGUGCUAUCGCUAAAGCGCUCAUUUGUACAUACAAACACAUACAUAAACCCCGAAAUAUAUUUUCCCAACCGUUUGAAGCAUGUAAAUUUGUAAUAAUAUGUUUUCGUGUGCUAUCGACGUCGUCAGUUGAAAGUGACCAAAGCGUGGCGCAACGUCACUGUAAAUUGUAUCAUAACCAAGCGUGUUUGGCGAAGCAUCAAAGCAACUACUCAAUAUAAACGAACGACAACAAAAAUGCAAGUUUCAUGCCAAUGUGGCGCCACAGCACAAAACAAACAACAUUCCAACUCGUGACGGAAUGGCGCCUGAAUGCAGGCUAGCCAGGAGCUUACAACUCUGCAGCUUCGCACGAGCAUGCAAACCCACACACACACAUAUCCACACUCGCAUAUCCACACACAUAUCAACACUAGUGUAGCCGUUUAGGUAGGAGCAGCGAAAGACUAGCUCAUACACACAUAAAAACACUCAUACAUACACCGCAACUUAUAUCAUUCAUGCAUAUGUAAGUAAGAAACCAUUAAGGACUAAUAAUCUAGUUUAUAGUAGCUGUUUAAGUCUAUAUUAUAUACGUAUAUGUAUAUGUAAAAAGUAAAUGCGAAAAUUAAACAUUAUGUGUAUGUAUUUAUGCAUCUGUAUUUGUAACUGUAUGGUAAACCAAAGACUUUUUUCUUUGAAAUAAAAACCUAAAACAAUAAGUAAACGAAACAAAAAUAUGUAUAAUGAAAGAAAUUACACAAACCACACGAGGGAAAUGCGAAUUAAAAUAAAGACAGAAAGCAUUAACGUAUAUAUAUGAGCUGUAAAUCCCAUAUAUAUAGGAGAAUAUAAAAAAAUAA